Nannizzia gypsea CBS 118893 is the source of this 4398-nucleotide messenger RNA. RefSeq lists its product as hypothetical. Bases 1 to 4398 code for a protein of 1465 amino acids. Gene Ontology annotation, biological process: endosomal transport; endocytosis. Lineage: Eukaryota; Fungi; Ascomycota; Eurotiomycetes; Onygenales; Arthrodermataceae. Gene Ontology annotation, molecular function: actin binding; calcium ion binding. The record is from RefSeq and is a predicted model, not a curated record. Gene Ontology annotation, cellular component: cytoplasm; plasma membrane. The transcript is spliced from 5 exons.
AUGUACUCGUUUCCCACCGGCCAGCCGGGCCAGCAGCAGCAGUAUGGCGGCCAGCAACAACAGCAGUAUCCUGGCUUCCAACAACAGCCUCAGCAGCAGCAGCAGCAGCCAGGGCCUUUCAUGCCUCAACCAACCGGUUAUGGCAUGCCCCAGCUCCAACCUCAGGCCACCGGUUUCCCCGGCGCUAUGCAGCAGCCGCAGCAGCACCAGCAGCAACAGGCUCCCCCUUUCCAAUCCUCCCUCCAGCCGCCGCAGAUGACGGGCUACCCUACCCAGCAAACCUCGAGUUUACAAGUGCCACAACAGACCAGCCAGGCUCCCCAGCCCACAGGCCAAACAUCGUCGCAAAUUGCGCAGUCGUUUCAAAGUGUUCCGGGACAGGCACCUGCAGCACCUCCGAGGAAUGCGCAUGCCGGGUCGAAGAUACCGCCUAUGCGUUUGUCAUUUAUAACAGUGCAGGACCAAGCAAAAUUUGAACAGCUGUUUAAGUCCGCUGUUGGAGAUUCACAGUCGUUGGAUGGGGAAACGGCGAGAGAUUUACUUCUACGAUCGAAGCUACCAGGCAGCGAGCUGUCUAAAAUAUGGUUUCUAUGCAGGGUGCUCUCAGACACUACCAAGUCUGGUCGUCUUAUGUUUCCCGAAUUUGCACUGGCCAUGUAUCUUUGCAACCUCCGAAUAACAGGUCGCGAUCUACCUGCUACACUACCCGACCGUAUCAAGAACGAAGUUUCAAGCAUGGUCGAUAUCAUCUCCUUUGCCGUGCCCGACGAUCACCCACCACAGGCCCCUCGAUCCAAUGCCCCCAACUUCGACCAGCCAUUGAUGCAGAAUACCUCUGCUCCUCCUGCGCCGCAACAGCCGCAGCCUCAACAACCAUCUAACUCACAGCUUCUCUCACAAUUAACCGCUCAACCAACAGGGUUUUAUAACCAGGCUACUGGCUUUCAACCACCCAGUGCUAUGCAGCCCCAGCCAACUGGAUUCCCAGGUGGUCUACGACCGCAGGCCACGGGUAUGCCGCAAAACCCUCAAGCCACAGGAUACUCGGGUCCCCGACCGCCAAUGCCACCCAUGCCAACUGGAUUCACUUCUGGUCUAACCCCUGGUCAAACUGGUGGCCUUGCUCCAUUAACCGCCCAGCCGACAGGGAUUCCUGGCCAGUGGGGCUUCGUCAAUGCUCCAGCCACAGGAUUGCCAAACAUUGAAGCCCUCCAGCAAAGACUCAUGCCACAAGCCGGAAGGGAAUCCGGUACAUUCACCACUGCCGGACUUUCUGGAAAUGCCACAAUCCCAUGGGCCGUUACCAAGGACGAGAAGAAGAUUUAUGAUGAACUCUUUCGUGCCUGGGAUGGCCUAGGAAAAGGAUUUAUCGGUGGUGAUGUUGCCAUUGAGAUUAUGGGCCAGAGUGGACUGGAACGCCAACACCUGGAACAGAUAUGGACCCUUUCUGACCCCAAUAAUAGAGGCCGUCUAAACAAGGAUGAAUUUGCCGUGGCCAUGCAUCUUAUUUACAGAAAGCUUAACGGAUAUCCUAUUCCAAACAGACUUCCUCCAGAGCUUGUGCCGCCAUCAACUCGGAAUCUUAAUGAUUCCAUUGGAGCUGUCAAGUCGAUGCUUUCCCAGGAUGCAGAAGCUAGAAAAUCUUCUGGUGCAUUCCUGCAGCCUCAAAAGACUGGCGUUAGUUACUUGAAGACUCACUCUUUCAAUUCUGCGUCUGGAGGCUCUGGCUAUGCAAGGAAAGAUGCCACUGUCUUUAAGAACAAUGAUGACGCUGUUGGUUACAAGUCUAGUGCCCGCCGUCGUAUUGGCGCCGGCCGCACUCCUUCACCUGCUGCUUCUGUACAGUCAGAGAAAUCUGACGACGACUUAUCAAUUGAGCAGCUGAAGAAGAAAAUCCGUGAAACCAAGAUUAUGCUUGAUGCGACGGAUUUCAGAGACGAGAGCCAUGCAGAGGAAGAGCAAGCUUUGGAUCGCAGGGACAAGAGGGAGGCAGAGUCUCUAAUGGACAGAAUCCGACGAGUCCAGGAUGAUAUCGAUACCGAUCCAAAGGCUUCGUUCAGAAACCUGGACUCAAGUGCUGAGCGUCGUAGUAUGCGCCGCCAACUGCAGACUUAUCAGGACCAGCUUCCUGAACUGGCCUCCAAUGUACGCAAAACCGAACGGGCUAUUGCGGAUUGUAAGCUCGAACUUUUCAGGCUGAAAGAUGCCAAGGAGAAUCCAGGAAGUGCCUUGGAAAUCAUCGGUACUGGUCCAGGCGGUGCGAUUACGGAGAGUGAUCGCAUCAAGGCUCGUGCUCGUGCAAGAAUGCAGGCUAGAGCUGCUGAGCUGGCUGGCCGACCGGCCCCGGCUGCUGCAGAUGAAGGUGCUGCAGCUCGCAGGUUGGAAGAGGAGAGAGGCAAGAUUAACUCCGAACGUGAGCGCAAUGACGCCAUGACCAGGGAUGUUGAGGAGAGUGUCAAGGAGUUCACUGCCAGCCUUGAGGAUGGCCUUAAGGGAGAUAAUGAGAAUUCUACUCGUGAACAUGAACGACGACGUUGGGAGGAAGCACUUGGCGUUGAAGAUCAAAUCAGAGACCUCAUCUACGACCUUCAGCGAAAUCGUAAGACGGCGAAGAUCAGAAAGGAAGAGGAGAAAGCAAGUCGUGAAGUUUCCAGUGCAAACCAGUAUGGAAGCCAGGCCGAGAGCCAACCUAGGCCAAGCCCCGAGCUCGCUCUUCAUCCUCAGUCACCAUCUCUCGUUGGAUCGACGCACGAGCAAAGAGUUGCUGCUGCCAGAGAACGGGCUCAGCGCCGUAUUGCUGAACGAAUGGCUGCAGCUGGCCUCAAACCAGCUGAUGCCGGCGAAUCUUUCAUGGAACGGCAAGAACGUGAGAAGCGCGAGAGAGAAGAAAGACGCCAGCGUGCCGAGGAAGAGGAUGCUAAGCGUGAGCAAGAAAGACAGCGAAGGUUGGAGAGUGAGCAGACCCCUGCUCCUCCACCAGCAAAGGCUGGACCCAAGAAAGCACCGCCGCCUCCCCCAUCGCGUAAAGCCAGGUCCGACUCUGCUGAACAGAACGAGGCAAAGAAGGCAGAGGAGGAAGCCCUUGCUAUCAGAGCCAAGGAAGAACAAGAAGCUGCCCUUAGACAGGAGCAACAGGCUCAGGAGGCAGAAACGGAACAACUAGAGGACGAGACCAGAAGGCAAGAGGAAGAACUUGCUCGGGAAAAGGAGGCUGCUCAGGCUCGUCUCAAGGCAUUGGAAGAGCAGGUCCGCCAGGGCAAGAUCAAGAAACAGGAGCAGAAACGCCGCAAGCAGCAGGCAGAGCAAGAAGCUAGGGAGAAGGAAGCUAAGCUUGCAGCUCAGAGAGCCGAGUUGGAAGCUGCACAAGAACGGGAGCGCGAAUUGCAACGACAGCUUGAGAGCCUUGGAGACGAGGAAUCCUCUUCUGACGAUGAGGGUCCUGGAUUCGUUACGCCUCAGGAUACUACGCCUACCCAAAGCCAAGUAUUCGAGGAGCAAAAGGCAGAGGCUCCUUCUGCUGCACCCGCACCACCACCACCGCCUCCCCCUAUCCCUACAAUCACGGAGGAGGAAUACAUGGACUCACUCCGACCUCAAUCUCCUGAACCUGUCAUCCAUCAUCCAGUGGUGAACAAGCCAGUAGUUCCCGAAACCGAGUCAAGGAACCCCUACUUCCGCCAACUCAGCCAGUCGUCCUCUGAGCCCGCAGCUGCAGAGCCAUCAGCACCAGCCGCCCAAGACACUCAGUCAACCAACCCAUUCCACCGCCUUGCUCAAGAUAACACCAAAUCCGCUUUUGCAGCUGGGACCGCAGCGCUUCCCGGCCCUCUCGAGCGUAAAUCACGAGCUCGUCCCGAGGAAGAUGAUGACUGGUCCGUCGCUGAGUCCGACAACUCGUCUGAUGAUGAUGACCGUGCUGCUGGCGGAAGUGCUAAGCAACUAGCUAGCAUCCUGUUCGGAACAAUGGCUCCCCCACGCCCUCUAAGCGCAAUGGAUGAGCCUCAAGAUUCCAAGUCGCCCACUCCACAACCAGCCCAGAGCCCAGUUGCUCCUCCUCCAGCUCCCCCAAUGCCCGCCCCGGCUGCUCCAACCGAGCAGAGAUCCAAAAUACCAUUCGAAGUAGUAGAAGCCCCCCCAUCAAUGCCUCCUCCUGCUCCUCCGCUCCCUGAUAUGGCUGCCCCAUCUGCUCCGCCGCCGCCUCCACCACCUCCACCAGGCGGUGCUCCACCCCCUCCGCCUCCCCCACCCCCUCCAGGCCCUGCCCCUGGCGGCGGAGCCGGUGGCCCCAUGGGCAUGGGACGAGGUGCAUUGCUAGGAGAUAUCCAAGCCGGAAGGGCAUUGAAGAAAGUUGUUACCAAGGAUAGAAGCACCGCAAUGUCAGCUGGCCGUGUGUUGUAA